Trichomycterus rosablanca is the source of this 1293-nucleotide messenger RNA. It is a transcript of the gene b2ml, whose product is annotated as beta-2-microglobulin, like. The record is from RefSeq and is a predicted model, not a curated record. The transcript has 4 exons. NCBI's taxonomy places the organism in Eukaryota, Metazoa, Chordata, Actinopteri, Siluriformes, Trichomycteridae. The coding region runs from base 95 to 445 and encodes 116 amino acids.
CACAGAGGGUAGGGUGUCACUGAGGCGUUCGAAGACUUUUACAUUUACAUUUUUCAUUUCAUUAUUGUGAAACCUUCUGAAUUGUGUAGGAAACAUGAAGCUGCAGCUGUCUGUCGCAGUGAUCGCUGUUCUGUGCGCUUGUGCAUUCGCUAAGACAUCUCCCCCAAAGAUCCAGGUUUACAGCCGUAACCCUGGCGAGUAUGGGAAGGAGAACACGCUGAUCUGCCAUGUGAGUGGCUUCCACCCUCCAGACAUCGAAAUCAAUCUGGUGAAGAAUGGCGCGGUGAUUCCCAAUGCCAAGCAGACUGACCUGGCAUUUGAGCAGGGCUGGCAGUUCCAUUUGACCAAGAGCGUCAGCUUUACUCCCAACAAAGGCGAUAACUACCUCUGCAAAGUGCGACACAUGCAAGACACCAAGGAUGUCAGCUGGGAGCCAGACAUGUAAAUGUGCUGGGCUUCAUUCCAGAGCUGCAUUUUGCCUGCACUUUGACUUCCAGAGAUGAUACCACCUUCUAAACAUAAUACAUCUUUUGCAGUACAUUGAACUACUAUAUAUGAUCCACUCAAAUCCACUCUUUGUUUGAUAAUGCUUUUUCUGGGUUAGAUUGAUGUAUGAGCUGUGCUCCUUCAUACACUUUGAUUGAACAAUUUUUCGUAACCUGUGGUGGGUAUCAACUCAAAUGCCUUCUAUAUAUGUAUAGUUUUCUAGGGGCCUGUUUUUCUGUGUUUCAUCAGUGUACAAAUGGCUUAAAUUUUUCUUUACCUUUUUUACCAUUUCUUGGUAAGUGUAACUGAUGCUCUUAUAAACAAUUUGUAAUUGUAAAAGUGUGUUCACAGUAGGUGAUCUUUUAGGCAGUUUUUAAAAAGUGGUUCCACCCUACAACAAUGCCAAUUAUGCAUGCAAUUAAAUAAACAUGAACAACAUUGAUUAGAAGGCAACCAUUUUAAAAAAUGUCUAAUGUCACUCAUUAAAGAUCUAUAAUGAUGUAUAAUGAUAUACAUCAUUAUACAUCAUUAUAGAUCAAAACGAUCAAUAUGGAGGGUAGAAUGCUGAUAGAAAAUACAAAUGCAUGAAAUGUUUUUUAAAGCACUCUUCUAGUUUUGCUUUAAAAGCUAAUUGAUUUUUUCUUUUUAAUAAUUAUGAAAAAGAUUAGCUAGUGGUAAUGCCUAGUGUGAACAUUCUUGGAAAGCUAUUAAAUAUUGAAGAUGUGUAAUUCUCUUAAAAUGAAAGUUUUGACAAUCUAAUUGUCUAAUUGGUAUUAAGAUAUUAAUAAUAAAGUUUUGUCCCCAAAA